AAUUUCAAUUAUUUUCAAAUAAUUUCUUGUAUUAACUAAGCACAUUUUUUUUGAAAUUUUUUAAUAAAAAGUCAAGGAAAAAUUUACGCUUCUCUUAAUCAAGUUAUUAUGAAACUUUUUUAUUACAAUAAUAUUAUAAUUAGAAAAUUGAACAUGUCAACGGAACUGACGUUUGAACAAAACAUUUAGAAAAGUCCCGUAAAUCAAUGCAAUAAAAAUGUUUUGUUGGUCAACGAGGAGACAUUUGAAUUUUAUUAUCAAUAAUUUAAUAAAAGUUGACACUUUCUAUUGGUUCCAAGAAUUACUAUGAAAGCAGCAUAAAAAAAAAAACAAAUAGAAGCGCGAGAAAAUUUACUUAUCUUUAAUAUGCUUUUAUGGAAAAAAAUAUUUUGUAAAAUUAUUUUUCCAAACGAUGUCUUCAACUAAUAGAAAACAAAAGCAACGAUCUGAGAAAUUAUGGCAACAUUCGCAAUAUCAUCGCCGCCAACAUAAUAUGCCCAAUAUACCUAAAAUGCAACAACAAUCACAAUUACGGGUUCAUCAGAUAUUACGAUUCCUUUUAUUGUUAGUCUGUUUCGGUUGUCAUUCACAGGCUGUCGAGUAUAGUGUUGAGUUAAGUAAUUGCUAUGAUAAGUCGCCGGGUUCAGGAUUUGGUAGCGUUGGCGGUACAAAUACCAUGACAAGUGGUUGGGCACCCAUACCCUCUACAUUAAUAGAAAAUAAUAAUAACAAGAAUAGUAAUAGUAGCAGUAACAAUGACAACAACAUCAACAACAACAAAAAGGGGGAUAAUAAUUUAUCGGAAACAGCAGCAAUCACGGAUACAGAAAAUCUGCAAUUAAAUGUCAACCUAAGGAUGACACCAACAUUAACGCCGGCAAUAAUCUCAUCAACUCCUCUUUCUGGAUGGAAAUGUUGUUGCUGGAAUGCCACACACCAGGCCGAAGUUGAGUGCCGUUGCGAAGGUGAAGCGUUAACAAGAAUACCACAAACCCUAAGCGUACCCUUGCAAAGAUUAACAAUUGCUUCGGCUGGUCUACCGCGUCUACGAAAUACAGGCUUAAAAGUCUAUGCUACCACUUUAUUAGACAUUAUACUGACCGAUCUUACGCAAUUAGAGACUAUACAAAAUGGAGCAUUUGCCAGUUUAAAACUUUUGCGUACCAUAUACAUUUCACAUGCACCGAAAUUAACGUAUCUUUCCAAGGAUGUAUUUCAGGGCAUAUCGAGUACAAUAAAAAUUGUUCGCAUUAUAAAUAGCGGUUUGACAAAAGUACCGGAUUUAAUACAUUUACCACCGGCAAAUAUUUUGCAAAUGUUAGAUCUCGAUAAUAAUCACAUAACUCGAAUUGAUAUGAAAUCUAUUAGCAUUAAGACUGAACAAUUAAUUUUAGCCAAUAAUGAAAUACGUUAUAUAGACGAUUCCGCUUUUUAUGGAUCACAAAUAGCGACAUUAACUUUAAAAGGUAAUCGUAAGCUGCGGGAUUUGAAUUCAAAUGCUUUUAAUGGUAUCAUGAAUUUGCAAGAAUUAGAUCUCUCGAGUACGUCGCUUAUACGUUUACCUUCAGUAGGUUUAGAGGAUAUUGAAACAUUGCGUAUACAGAACACGCAUACCUUGAAAACUAUACCAUCUAUUUAUUACUUUAAGAAUUUACAAAAAGCAUUUCUAACGCAUUCAUUUCACUGUUGUGCAUUUAAAUUUCCCUCGCGUCAUGAUCCGCGACGUCAUGCUGAACGCAUGAAGGAAAUUGAAAAAUGGCAGCUACAAUGCGCGAAAACCGACAGCCAGAGAGAUAAUCAUGAAAAUUUCUUAUCACCCGCUAAUGUCUUAGAGAGUUCGCCUUCCCUUCAGCAACCAAUAUCGGCUAAUACUUUUAAAAAGGAGAAAGACACACCGUUAACCGACGCGACAACAACAAAUCCUUUAUAUAAGUUUUUUAAUGAAAAUUCCAAGGGCGUAUUUUAUAGCCGUUUAAUGCGUUCCGAGUUCCCUGUAGAUGAUAACGAUGUGCCCAAUUCGUGGCGAGAUGAUGGCGUGCAAUACUCGUUAGGAUGGGAUUACUUAGCUGAUUCUAUGGAUAUGGAAACUGGUACAUUUCAUGCUCCCAUCGAUACCAAUCAAACUCAAUUGGAUGAAUAUUGCGGAAACUUUACUAUCCGAAAACAUGAUGUUGAAUGUUAUCCUAUACCGAACGCUUUGAAUCCUUGUGAAGAUGUUAUGGGUUAUCGUUGGCUGCGCAUAGCGGUUUGGAUUGUUGUAGCUUUGGCUGUGGUCGGCAAUGUAGCCGUUUUAGUAGUAAUUUUAUCGAUAAGAUCAGAAGUCGCUUCGGUCUCACGUUUUUUAAUGGGACAUUUGGCAUUUGCUGAUUUAUGCUUGGGCCUGUACUUAUUGCUAAUAGCCUCGAUUGAUGCUCACUCAAUGGGUGAAUAUUUUAAUUUUGCUUACGACUGGCAAUACGGUGCUGGUUGUAAAGUGGCUGGCUUUUUAACGGUAUUCGCAAGUCAUUUAUCGGUUUUCACUUUAACCGUUAUCACGAUAGAACGUUGGAUGGCUAUAACGCAUGCAUUGCACUUAAAUUAUCGCAUCAAAUUGAAGCAGGCUGGCUAUGUAAUGACGGCCGGUUGGUUUUAUUCAAUUAUCAUGUCAUCACUACCGCUAUCCGGUAUUAGCAAUUAUUCAUCAACUAGCAUUUGUUUGCCGAUGGAAGAUCGCGAUACGUACGAUACUAUUUAUUUGGUCAUUAUAAUGGGUCUAAAUGGUGUAGCGUUUUUCAUAAUUGCUCUCUGUUAUGCUCAAAUUUAUAUGUCGUUGGGUAAAGAGACCCGUCAAGCUCAUGGUGCUUCAAUGGGUGAAAUGUCAGUUGCUAAGAAAAUGGCUUUAUUGGUUUUUACCAACUUUGCCUGUUGGUCACCGAUUGCUUUUUUUGGUCUAACAGCUUUAGCUGGAUAUCCAUUAAUAAAUGUAACCAAAUCGAAAAUAUUGCUGGUAUUUUUCUAUCCCUUAAACUCAUGUGCGGAUCCUUACUUAUACGCAAUACUAACACAACAAUACCGCCAAGAUCUAUACACACUACUGGGAAAGUUUGGGUUAUGUCAACAACGAGCUUUGAAGUAUAAAAAUAGCAUAUCCUACGGUGUCUCUUCAACGCAACGAAAUAGUUCAAUGAGCCAGAAAACACAGCAAGGUUUCAUACCUGAAACGCAAUUUAUGCUAAAAAAUAAAGAAGACUUUGUAUAA
Glossina fuscipes is the source of this 3238-nucleotide messenger RNA. RefSeq names its product lutropin-choriogonadotropic hormone receptor (gene Lgr1). NCBI's taxonomy places the organism in Eukaryota, Metazoa, Arthropoda, Insecta, Diptera, Glossinidae. Gene Ontology annotation, molecular function: protein-hormone receptor activity; G protein-coupled receptor activity; protein binding. The record is from RefSeq and is a predicted model, not a curated record. Gene Ontology annotation, cellular component: membrane. Gene Ontology annotation, biological process: G protein-coupled receptor signaling pathway. Bases 413 to 3238 code for a protein of 941 amino acids. The transcript has 18 exons.